Molecule: messenger RNA, 3478 nt
Organism: Cheilinus undulatus (humphead wrasse)
Lineage: Eukaryota; Metazoa; Chordata; Actinopteri; Labriformes; Labridae
Product: hydroxylysine kinase-like
Exons: 5
Coding region: 311-1381 (356 amino acids)
Molecular function (GO): amino acid kinase activity
Source: RefSeq, a predicted model, not a curated record
CAGCCUAUCUGCUGCGGAGGGCUUCGGACUGCCGGAGCUCUGCCGGAGCAGAGAUGCGGAGCUGCGGAGCUGGUGGAAGCUCUCUCAUUGACUAAAACUAAAACCUAUCUGCUCCGUUACCGUGCUGGAGCGGAAACGGACCGAACACGUAUCUGGUGUAUUUUAGGGGUAAGGCUCCCCUCCCAAAUUUCCAAUGCAUCCUCAGAUCUUCCUCUCAGCCACUCCCACAGCAUUUACUGCUUUAAAGGGCUACACUUCAUCAGGUGGAUGCCAUUGACGGAAGUUACACGUCUACAGAGAAACUGCAGUAAUGGCAGCCCAGCAUGUCAAGCCCAACUUCAGUCAGCCUCAGGUGGCUGAGUUGGUGAAAAGGCUCUUCAGGCUCACUCCAUCAGAAAUCCGCUCACUGCCGAGCUACGCAGACCAGAACUUCUAUGUGGCAGCAGUUGAAGGUGGCGAGUUCGUCUUUAAGAUCAUGAACUCAGAGGACAGUAAGGAACCCAAGCUAAUUGAGAUGCAGACGUAUGCCAUGUCCUUCCUGCAACAAAACGGAUUUCCUGCCCAAACAGCACUGCCCACCACCUCGGGACAGCUCAUGAGCCUUGAGGAAAUGGAUUGCGGCUAUGGCUGUCAGAAGUACCUGGUGCGCUUGUUGACUUAUCUACCUGGAGAAACUAUAUCUAAGGUUCCUUUAACACCUCAGUUACUGUAUGAAACGGGCAAGACAGCAGCCAGAAUGGACCAAAUCCUACAGAGGAUGGAGCACCCUCAUCUUGGAGUACUGCAGAGAGAGAAUUUUGCCUGGAGCCUGUCAUAUUUUCCUGUGUUGGAAAAAUACAUUUAUGCGUUGGAUGGAGAUCCUCGACAGGAAGUUGUGAACUCGAUCAUGCAUCAGUUUAAGAACUCCGUUGUCCCCAAACGCUCUGAUUUCCGGAAGUGUAUAAACCACGGUGACUUCAAUGACCUCAAUAUACUUGUGCAACCUGAUGACAGUAACAGCUACAGGAUCUCUGGCAUCCUUGACUUCGGGGACAUGAACAGUGGCUACUACAUCCAUGAAUUGGCCAUCACCAUCAUGUACAUGAUGACAGAACACCCUAAUCCCAUUGAGGUGGGUGGACCCAUUUUAGCAGGCUGGGAAAGUGUCCUUCCCUUGAAUGAGGCGGAAAAGGACUGCCUCUAUUUGCUGGUGUUGUGCCGUUUCUGUCAGUCGUUGGUUUUAGCUCGUUACUCUGUGACGUUGCACCCAGAAAAUGAAGAGUAUCUGAUGAUCACCUCCAAAAGAGGUGUCAAGAUUCUCCAACAACUGUGGGAGCUGGGAAAGGCACAGGUGGAGAAGGUUUGGUUUGAGAGUGCUGCUCAGUUCAGUGACAGAAAGUGAUAUCUAAGGAAAGCCAUUUACAAAUAAUGCUUGACUGGGUGACUACAUUGAGCCACAUUUAUAGGAUGAUUUUUGAAAUAUAGUAUUUUGUGCUCUUUUGGAAAAUUUAAAAAGGUUUUACUCUGAUAGUUGAGGCAUUUUAAAGUAAAAUACUGGGCUUCAUUCACCAGCAUCUUCCUAAAUUUUACACUUAAAUCUGUUCUGAAGAACCUGUUUUCUUAAUCUGAUGAAUGCCAUGUCCAUGUUAGCUGGAAGCUUGCAUGUGUUUUCCUAAUUUGAGUAGAGAAAUGUCUCUUUAAUUUCCAGAUAUGGGCUUGAGACUGCAGGGCCAUGUGCAAACACUGAAGCCACACAGAGUUAAAGCGAGAAGUGGAGAGGCAGCAUGAAUGCUUCACAUAAUGUCUAAAAAUGAUGAUGCUCUUUAUGCCAACUGAAACAAUACACCUCAGUAGUUCUUUAGGUAGAUAUUGUAUUCAAAUUGAAAACAAGACAGGCUGACAAGCUAAAUGUUAUGAGGCAUUACUUGUCUUACUUGUGUUUUUAAGACCAGUGAGGAUAAAGGGAUCUUUUUUAUUUUUGUCAGGGAUUUUCUAAAAAAAAAUAGUAUUUAAAAAUUAUUUCAGUGUCAUGUCUUUGUAGAAAUUUAAGAACUUUAAACUGUGAUAAAAUCAUGCAGUGAUGUGUAUGGUAUUGCAUGUCAAGUUUAACAUUACAGUGAUUUGAAGAGUAGAGGAUAACUAACCUUGCAAAGCAAACGAGGGGCAGUACUUUUGGAUGUGGCGGAGUCAUGACAUAAGCAAGCAGCAACAAGAGGCUGGUGCAAUUUUGGUGGAAGAGAUCAGUGUUAAUGCUGCUAUAGUGUCAGUUUUAUCAGAACUUGACAACAUUUCUUUGUUAAAAGAACGAAGAACAGCACUGAGUUGCUUUCUUUUCAAAAAUGACAAAAGUCUACAGUAGCAAUGGUUCAUGCUAUGCAGUUCUCUAUGGAGUUUACUUCUCGGUAGCGGCCACGUCACAUGUUUUGUUGUUCUGAUUGACUCAUAAAGAUGUGACAGAACGUUUAUCCAAUCACCCUCUGAGUUUUUUUCAAAGGCCUGCCCUUUCCCAAACACUGUCUAUGGGAGGUUUUCCAGAUGGAUGUGUGAAAACAAAUCCAUCUGGCGUGUCAGGUCAGAAGAUAAUUGAAUGACUACAUAUGUUUGAAACACAGUCCUGCCUAUCCCUCUUUGUCGAAGAAUAAAUCGUCCAAAUAACAAACACACACUAGAGAAGCACUCGGAGAGCGCAGACCUCUGCCAUUAGCCUUAUCUCCUAACAGUAUAGAAUCCUUUAAAAAAUUCCUGGAUCCAGACAGUGAUCGGGAUCGCUCCCAAAAUUUAAUCAAUUCUUUCUUAUGCCAUUUCUGACAUUCCCUGAAAAUUUCAUCAAAAGCUGUCCACAACUUUUUGAGUUAUGUUGCGAACAAACAAACUAACAAACGAACAAACCCACCCAGUCACACAACAGCCUCUCUUCAAGUGUUAUGUGUGACUAAUUUUCUUGUUUGAACAAUACAUUUAUUUUAAAAGACUGAGAAGAAAACAAAUCAGUAAUGUGGUGGCAGAGAAUGGUCUUGAACAACCCCAAUUUGGUGGUGCAGCUAUAAAUGUCUGUCUAUUCACACAAAGAAACAACAAGUUUUAACACUUGAUAGUAACAUAACUUGCUGCUGGAUUAGUUCACACAGGUUAUCUUGUGCCUUAAUAAGUGACAGUAUUAUGUUGAUAAGGCAUAUUUGCUGUAUCCAUAAUGCUUGUAGUAAAGUUUGUCUUUAUACUGUUUACUAUUCAUGAGAUGUACACCCAACAUAAUGUAACUGACCAGGGCUUCAUUAUUUUCUCUGAUAUCAUUUUAUUCCUUCAAAAUAAGAUUACUUGACUCCUGCGUUAAGACUGAAGGUCUUGCUGUAUAUUUUUUCAAUAAACCAUACUUCUGUGUAGGUUCAUAUUGUAGUUAGAUGGGACCUUAACUUCCUUUGUGUGUUAAAUCACUUCUUUGUGAUCAGGUUUCAUACUUUUAUUCAGUGCCAGCCAUCCAAAUAAAUGAAUGAAGGCUUCA